This is a messenger RNA of Malus domestica (apple), 1445 nucleotides long. Its product is annotated as MADS-box protein SOC1-like. Gene Ontology annotation, molecular function: RNA polymerase II cis-regulatory region sequence-specific DNA binding; DNA-binding transcription factor activity, RNA polymerase II-specific; protein dimerization activity. Lineage: Eukaryota; Viridiplantae; Streptophyta; Magnoliopsida; Rosales; Rosaceae. Gene Ontology annotation, cellular component: nucleus. Gene Ontology annotation, biological process: positive regulation of transcription by RNA polymerase II. The record is from RefSeq and is a predicted model, not a curated record.
AUUAAACUUUUCCACUACUCUGAAGAAGAUUUUCUCUUUUUCUUCGAAAUCAAUCAAUCAAUCACAAAACACCCACCUCCUCCUCCUCCUCCUCCUCUCUCUCUCUUUCUCUCUCUCUCUCUCUCUCUCUCUCUCUCUCUCUCUCUCUCUCUAUAUAUAUAUAUACACACACAUAUAAUAUGCAAAUAUAUGUGUUUUUUCAGGGUGGAAUCAUAGUCUUUGCUCAAAAAACUUAGAGAAGAGAUCUCUCUCUUCCCACUUUUAGUAUUCCUUUGCCCCUCUCUCUGUCGCAUCCACUUUCUUUGGCUGUUUUUGUUUUACUCUUCAUAUAUAUCUUCAUUUUAAUAUAUGCACUCCUCCUUUGUUUACACAAAUUAUAUCUAUCUAUAUAUAUAUAUUGAUUGCUUGCAACCCUUUUGAAUUGAAGAGGAUCUAUUGCCUUCCACCUGAUCUAUACCAUCACUCCAACUCACAAAACCUAUAUAAAAAAAAAGCUUUCUGGGUUAAUUUUGCUUAUUUGGGUAGAAGGAAAUUAAUAUAAUUAAAUCAUAAAAAAUGGUGAGAGGAAAAACUCAGAUGAGGCGCAUAGAGAACGCGACGAGCCGUCAGGUGACAUUCUCAAAGAGGAGAAGUGGUCUGCUAAAGAAGGCCUUUGAGCUCUCAGUUCUUUGCGAUGCUGAGGUUUCCCUCAUCAUCUUCUCUCCCAGAGGAAAACUCUUCGAAUUUGCAAGUUCCAGCAUGCAGGGAACCAUAGAGCGAUAUCAGAAGCACGCGAAAGGCAAUCAAACCGGCAACAAAUCCAGUUCCAAUGAACAAAAUAUGCAGCAUCUGAAGCAAAAAGCAACUAGCAUGAUGAAACAGUUAGAGCUUCUUGAAGUAUCAAAACGGAAACUCUUGGGAGAGGGUCUAGGAUCAUGCACUCUUGCAGAACUACAAGAAAUAGAGCACCAGUUGGAGAAGAGCGUGAACAACGUCCGAGCCCGAAAGAGUCAGGUUUUCAAGGAACAGAUUGAGCAACUGAGAGAAAAGGAGAAACUCCUCAAAGCUGAAACUGCACGACUGGUUGAGAAGUGUGGUAGUUUCCAGCCAAGGAAAACAUUGGACGAGCGAAGACAAAACACAACCUACACUGAUAGUAGUACAAGCUCAGAUGUUGAGACUGAAUUGUUCAUUGGACUGCCAGAAAGUAGAGCGAGGCGCUAGCUUCCACUCCGAGAGAGGAUGUGAAUAAUCUAAAAGCCAUGAGCAUCUAUCAUCAAUUGGCUACUCGGUCGCAUCUCUACUUUGUUGAGGAGGUUAUGAGUUCAAAUCCCAUAAACAACACUUGUUGAAUGAAGAUAAGAAGAGUAAUAAAUAUGUUGACUGUCAUCACGGAUACGUCGUCUCUUUUUCUUUUUCAGCAAACAAUACAAAACAUUUUUAAUGUUGGAGAACAUUGGAAAGCA